AUGUCGCCUGUCAUCCUUCUUGCUCUCGGUGCCCUGGUGGUCUCGACAAGUGCAUUCGGUGUCAAUAACGGCAACGGCAUCAACGUUGGAGGUGGUUUACCUGGGAUGAAUAACGGUGGAGUUGGAAACGCCCUUGGAGGUGGCCUACCUGGAAUGAAUAACGGCAUCAACGGCGUUGGAGGUGGCCUACCUGGAAUGAAUAACGGCAUCAACGGCGUUGGAGGUGGUUUACCUGGAAUGAAUAACGGAAUCGGUGGACCUGGAAAUGGAAUGAACAACGGAAACAGAAAUCCUCCCCGCGUCAGGUCUCUGCACGUCACCUCGCAGAUCAAAUACCGGUUCGCCUCCACCCACAUCAGCAGCCAGCUCGCCAACGACGGGGAUCUUCCAAGCGAGGCUGUGUUUGAUGUCAUCAUUCCUAGUGAGGCCUUCAUCUCAAACUUCUCUCUAGAGGUAGACGGCAAGACGUACACGGGAGUUGUCCGGGAAAAGACUUCAUCCAGCAGUGUACGCAUUAAGACCAGGAGACGUGGUCAGUCUGUAGACAGCCAACACAAGAUCAGACCACGGAAUACUAACCGUUUCACAAUUGGCGUGGACAUUGCACCAAGGUCCGUGGCCACCUUCCAUCUGACCUACCAAGAGGUACUUCAACGCCGGCUGGGUACAUACAAGCAGGUGACGUACCUCAACCUGGCCGAACCCGUACCUGACCUCAGGGUAGAUGUUGCCAUCCAGGAGUCACGUGACCUCACUUACCUCAAGGUUCUACCCAUCAAAAACAGAAACCUGGUGACCGACGUCGACAUAACUGAGAUCAGCGCCGAGUCUAUGGUAACCAUGCCGACGAAGAACACAGCAUAUAUCCGCUACCAGCCUUCCACAGCAACUCAACAGAACGCCAGCGCCGGAGGUCUCCCGACAUCCGUUGUUGUGGAGUAUGACGUCAGUCGGGGCAAGGACGCCGGGGAUGUACUUGUUGUAAACGGAUAUUUUGUUCACUUUUUUGGCCCCAAGAUCGACAAUGCUGUGUCGAAAGACAUUCUAUUCAUUCUCGAUACCAGCUCUUCCAUGGCCAUUCGGAAGAUGCUACAGCUUAAACUCGCCAUGACAGCCAUUCUGAAGGAUCUUCGCGCCGGCGACCGCUUCAACAUACUGGAGUUCAACACGGAGGCGGACCUCUGGCAGGACAACCAGCUGCUGUCAGUGUCCGAUGAGAAUGUGAAGAUAGCUGUUGACUACGUGUCAAAUCUGUACUCCAAUGGAGCUACUAACAUCUACGAAGCUUUAAUCAACGGUUUGGAGUUCAUGAAUCAGUACGCUAGUGAAAAUAGGUCACUGUUAAUUUUCUUGACCGACGGACAAGCUUCAACAGGAGUUACUGGAAACGAAGCCAUCUUGUCGAACGUUAGAUCUCGUAACAUCUACGAGAUUCCGAUUUACAGUCUCGCUUUUGGGGACGACGCUGAUUGGUCAUUCGUAAAAACAGUCGCCAUUCAGAACAAUGGCGUGGGAAGAAGAAUCUACGAGGAGGCGGACGCUGCUCUUCAAAUUACUGAUUUCUAUAAAGAAAUAGCGACACCUAUUCUAAGUGGAGUAGAAUUUACAUAUUUAGAAGAUGCAGCAAAUGAGACAACUGUGACGAAAUCGUCCUUCAAAAACCUCUUCAAUGGUUCAGAGGUUGUGGUUGCUGGGAAACUAGCUAAAGAUGAUGUUGGAGUUCUCUCCCUUGUUGUCAGUGGCAACAAUGACGGCGAAAUUGUCGACUUGAAACUCAAAGCCGGUGUAGAUGAACUCAUUCCAGCUGAUGAAACUGAAAGGCAAAUUGCAUUUACACCAUUCGAAGAGUACGAAGGAGCAAUGGACCCAGGCCAAAAAGCAAGUUUGAAGAGAAAGGCCGUUGAAAUGUCUCUAAAGUAUAACCUCGUGACCCCACUGACGUCAAUGGUCUUGAUCCAGUUUGAUGGUGACGUUUUUGAGGAGCGCCCCCUACAGGAGGAAAGCGAUGCUACUGAGGAUUCGUACGGUCGUGGCGGAUGGAGCAGUCGAGGUGGUCGGGAUCCACACUUCAUGCUGAAGACAGCAUGGCUGGAUGAUCAGCUGUGUUUCGACGUCACUGGCAAGCCACAUGAUGUGUUCCAAAUCAUUAAGGAUCCAUUGCUCGGCUUGACCAUCAACAUCCAGGUGAACCGUGACCACAGCCCAGGAAGGACAUACAUUGUGAAGGUCGCCGUCAUGCUGGACGGUCUGGCGCUGACGGCGACGCGAGGCGACAUCAGGGUAAACAAGUGGAGGUAUGAGUGGACUGAUGACAUCAUGCACAAGAUGCCACAAGCAAAUAUCACCAGUCAGCACAAUGUGAGGUCGGUGAGGGUCGGGCUGAAGGGAGGAUUCACUGCGACCAUAUUCAAGCAUGUUCCCAGGAACUCAGGGGCUGGGGAGGAGUUUCUCAACAUAGAGCUAGAUAAAGAAGGGAAACUUUCCAGAAACACCACGGGGCUGCUUGGACAGUUCAUCCAUAAGAGGCUGAAGAUGAAGCGCCCGAGAAGAGUUGGGGACAAGAUUGUGUCGAAGCUAGAACUCCAUACACGGAAAGGCGUGGCUCGGGGUCUCGCUGAAUUGCAGAUGCGACGAGAUCCAGUCUUUGAGACAAUGUCUCGGUGUUGGGAGGUGCACCCUGGGAAGGAGGGCUUUGCACUGUCACAAAAACAUUUCUUAGUAAAAAGUAUCAAAUCUAAAUGACGCUCAACAAGACAAGAUUUGUGUGUAAAACAUAUUCAGAGAGAUUAGUGGUGGUAGUGCUGGUGGUAUUUAGUCAUGACGACGUGACGCGUCACGCCUUGGUCCAUGUAUCUGUGAUUCAUUUGUAGGCACACUUCAAUCUCGGGCCAGUAACAUAUUCACAAAUUAUGGCCACAUCGUUAUCACAAUAUUUACAACUGUACAUAGUUACAAGCCGCAGGGAGACAAUAUGGCGCUGGUCAGAACCACCGGACGACGUGGUGCACCAGUACUGAUAACAACUCCCAUCCUAUAGUCACCAUUGCUCAUGUGAUAUUACAGUUGUCACUCCUGUGGUGUGGAUUACAUACCCCCUUCUGUGCAGCGACAUAUAGGGUUCCAGUAUAUACAGAAUAGUAUAAUAUAUACGUGUACAAGCCGGACAAAAUUGAAAAAAGAACAAUCUUCUGUACUUUUAUGCAAUGCUCUGACCAUUUAAUUUCCUUGUCAUUAUGUGUUGCCAAACAGACGUGUAUUUGAAGGAUAUAUUGUGAGAUGUCGUACUGGCAAGGUAUUGCAUGUAAUAUUAUGUUAACAUAUGUGAAACAAC
Haliotis rubra (blacklip abalone) is the source of this 3331-nucleotide messenger RNA. Its product is annotated as inter-alpha-trypsin inhibitor heavy chain H3-like. Lineage: Eukaryota; Metazoa; Mollusca; Gastropoda; Lepetellida; Haliotidae. The transcript is spliced from 13 exons. The record is from RefSeq and is a predicted model, not a curated record. Gene Ontology annotation, biological process: hyaluronan metabolic process. Gene Ontology annotation, molecular function: serine-type endopeptidase inhibitor activity. The coding region runs from base 1 to 2742 and encodes 913 amino acids.